Molecule: messenger RNA, 1332 nt
Organism: Coffea eugenioides
Lineage: Eukaryota; Viridiplantae; Streptophyta; Magnoliopsida; Gentianales; Rubiaceae
Product: LRR receptor-like serine/threonine-protein kinase EFR
Exons: 2
Coding region: 1-1332 (443 amino acids)
Molecular function (GO): protein binding
Source: RefSeq, a predicted model, not a curated record
AUGGAAGUUCCCAAUACCAUGUGGGGAUUUCGCUCAUCAUCAACAUUAGCGAACAUAUUUCUCCUUCUCUUAGUUGCCAUGAUCUUUUCAGUAAGCCAUGUUUCAGCUUCUAAACAAUUUCAAAAUGAAACUGAUCGUCUUGCUCUGCUUGAAUUCAAGAAGCAGAUAUACAAUGACCCGCUUGGAGUGCUGAACUCCUGGAACCAUUCACAGCACCAUUGCCAGUGGGAAGGAAUCACAUGUGGUACUCGACAUCAGAGGGUUAUAGCCUUGACUCUGAGGCAUAAGCACUUUUCCGGUAUUAUAUCUCCUCUUGUCGGAAAUCUAAGCUUCAUGAGGUUCAUCCAUCUUGAGGAGAAUCAAUUCCACGGUGAGAUUCCCCAAGAAUUCGGUCGCCUCUUCAGGCUGAGAGUCCUGAACCUACCAAUCUUUAAUAGUUCAGCCGUUGUUGUGAUUUCAGUAGCUGGCAAUUCCUUUCAUGGCAAUCUCCCAACCAACAUAGGUCUUACCCUACCAGUCUCCCAACCUUGGGGGAAACAAAUUCUAUGUCAAUCUACAGAAGACUUGGAUUUUAUUGCAUCAUUGACCAACUGCAGCAAUCUAAGCGUUCUUUCCUUGAGUGUGAAUAAAUUUGGAGGCAAUAUGCCUAAAGCCAUGGCCAAUUUCUCAAAUCAACUCAAUGAAUUUUACGUGGGAGGAAACUAUCUAUCAGGAACUAUUCCAGAAGGAUUUGGAAACUUUGUCAACCUAUAUAAACUUGGCCUUGAAUUUAACUCUUUUUCAGGGAUUAUUGCAAGAGAUUUUGGCAAGUUACCAAAUUUGCAAGGAUUGCGUCUAGACCAUAAUGACUUGUCAGGACAGAUAGUCUCUACCUUAUGCAACAACACCAGUCUAUACUAUCUGGACUUAUCAUUUAACCAGUUUGAAGGGGGCAAUAUACUUGACAAUGUUCUUAUGAACUGUCAAAAUUUGCAAUAUGUGGAUAUAUCUCAAAACAACUUCACUGGAAUUAUAUCACCACAUUUUCUGGAGACUCAUUCAUCAUUGAUUUACAUGGGAUUAAGUGAAAAUUCUUUUACUGGUUCUCUGCCUCCUGAAGUUGGAAAGCUUAUACAUUUGGCUGAUUUCAAUGUUUCCCACAACCAACUUGUUGGAGAUAUACCCAUGUCACUUGCUGAUUGUUCAAAUCUGGAGAAUCUUUUUAUGCAGGCCAAUUUUUUCCAAGGAACAAUUCCACCAAAUUUGGCUUCUUUGAAGAGCAUCCAGCAAUUAGACCUUUCAAGUAAUAACUUGACUGGUCCAAUACCCAGUGAUCAAGGGGAAAAACACUGA